Messenger RNA from Pristis pectinata (smalltooth sawfish), 9170 nucleotides. RefSeq names its product F-box and leucine-rich repeat protein 6 (gene fbxl6). The coding region runs from base 155 to 1867 and encodes 570 amino acids. Gene Ontology annotation, biological process: SCF-dependent proteasomal ubiquitin-dependent protein catabolic process. The record is from RefSeq and is a predicted model, not a curated record. Gene Ontology annotation, molecular function: protein binding. Gene Ontology annotation, cellular component: SCF ubiquitin ligase complex. Lineage: Eukaryota; Metazoa; Chordata; Chondrichthyes; Rhinopristiformes; Pristidae. The transcript is spliced from 10 exons.
GGCCGUCAGGUUAGUGUGAGAGGCAAAGGAGCCGUGGGGAACAUGGCGGCGGCGGAGGGAUGACACUGUGACGUUCCUCUUUGUGCUUUUACUGUUGGAUAAGGACGUGUCCGGCCAAAGUAUUUCAUAAGGAGGUCUGAGAGGGGACGCUGUGAUGGAAGGCUCUUCAUCUCCCCACACCUCUAGGCAGACAUCUCGCAAGCGGGAAGUGAGUGUGGAAAGCCAGGGUAGGUCACACAUCCGGGUGAAGAAGGUGCGGCGAGCAACACAGUGGAACACGGCCGACUAUACAGUCCACGAUACCGACAACGACAUGCUUCUGAUCAUUUCCAACAAGAACGAGGUGCAGAGGAAGGCCAGGCCCAGAAGACCAUGGGCGAGGAAAAGCAACCGUAGGUUGAAUCACAAGCACAAUGCCCACACCGUAAAGUUCUCCCUGGUUGAAAUGAGGACAAGGGGUGCCACCUCUGACUGCGCCGACGGUCAGCGCAAGUUAAUGAAUUCCGAACCGAAGGCCCAGAAAGAAGAAGUCGUUGACCAGUGGGGUCAGCAGCUUCCAAUUGAAGUCUUGGUUCACAUCUUCCAUUACGUGGUGUCAUCCAAUGGAGCUGUACCAUUCCUCUGCAGAAUGGCUCGCGUGUGUCACCUGUGGAAUGGAGCCGCUGGCAACCCCAGACUCUGGCGCAGGGUCACCAUCUCUCAGUGCUGGGUCAAUCCUGGAAAGAAACUCCAACCUCCAGUUCAGAGAAAAAUCCAGAACACCUUAAGCUGGCUGACAGAGAACAGGUUUUCACAGCUUCGGGAGUUCUCCCUCUGCCAUUGGAACAACUUAGUGAGUUACACCCUGAAGGCCAUCACGAAGUCCUGUCCUCAUUUAGUCUCCUUGCGACUGACCAACUGUACUGGUGUCACAUCUGAUGUCUUUGAAGCUUUGGCCACCCAUUCCCGGAAGCUGGAAAGUCUAAACCUACAGCAUUCAGUGGUUGACACAGCGGCUGUUAUCAGCUUUCUUGAAACAGCAGGUUCGAACCUCAAACAGCUUUGUGUGACGUACAACAGUCGUCUGCAUAACAUCUUCAACGCCAUUGUGGCUGGCUGCUGUACUGAACUUCGGCUAUUGGAGGUCAACACUGAAAUCAAGCAGACCAACCCCUACUUCCAGUUCUGUAUUGAGAUGCUGCAGGCUGGCUGCCCCAAACUGCAGGUGCUGAGACUCCUGAACCUGACCUGGUUCCCCAAGGCUUGCACUAUGAUCGUUUCGCCAGAAGUUGGCUUCUCUGAGCUGGAGGAGCUGUGCCUGGCCACCUCGUCGUUCUCACUGGUCACAGACGAAGUCCUGGUAAAGUUGUUGCACUUGUCGUCGAAGCUGCGGACCUUAGACCUCAGGGGUUGUUAUCGGAUCACUUCAGCGGCACUGCAGCUCCUGCCCUGUCAAGACCUUGCGCGGUUGUUCCUGGGACUAUACUGCAGCACCACCACCCUACUGCUGGCUAAGCAGGGUUCGGAACAGAUGGCACUGAAAUGGAAACACUCUUUGGAGGAACUGGAUCUCACCGGUCAGUGCUACAAAGAGAAGGACCUCGAGUUAGCCAUGGGGAUCCUGGCAGGGACCGAGGGGAAUCAUGUCCUACGCUCUCUAAACCUGGCUGGGACUAAGGUCACCCUGGAUGCUAUCAGGGUGGUGGUGAGCAGCAGCCCCAGACUCAGCUACUUGAACCUAACGUCCUGCCGCUGUCUCCCCCGGGGCCUGAAGCGCAUCUACCGAGGCCAGGAAGAGAUCGCCCAGUUUGUCAACCGCUUGCUGAGCAGCCCAGGAGGGCAGCAGUCUGCCGGUGACCAUGGGCCUCAGGGCGAGGCUAUCAAGUAGGAUUCUGCUCCUGAGGUACCAGGAAUGGCCCCAGUCCAACUGCAGAAUCAAAGGGUAGUGCGAUAGGCUUGUCUUCAUAAACAAAGCGUGUGUGUCCGGCUGUUUCCAUAAAGUUCAAAGCACAAUCAAUAAAUAAAGCAAAACAAAUAUCAACUGCAGAGCGGGCUGAGCUCGGUACAGAUGUAUUCUAGGUUGGCCCCAGAUGUACUCCCUACAGCUUGAAACUGAUUUGGGCUGUAGUCAGCAGAAUCUAAUGUUCCAAACUGAGUUUAGAUUGGGUUGCAGCUUGGGCUGAAGUCAGUUUGCUGCAUUAUUUGCUGCAGAAUUACUAACUGCUGAUCUACAUCUUAAGCAGAUGGGAGGACAUGCUACCGGACUGCGGUUUAAGGUGCCUUGUGAGGGAGCUGGGCAAACGUUGCGAGGUUGACGCAACUCUUAGAGGAAGCUUGGGCAGGUCAGGCGUUAGUGGAAACUGGUUUGAGCCGUUGAGGAAGGGCUUUCCUGAGGUAACGCGAAUCGCGUUGUCCUGCAGAGCAACGGUGAGAGGCGAGCUCCUGUUCUCGGACCGGGGAACUGGCUCACGAUCCAUCAAUCUCUGAAUGUGCACCGAGCCCUGACUGUGGAGGCUGGCUAGCUGUACGUUGUUACAGUGUGUUAAACAGCUUUGUCUGAGCACUAGAGGAGAUAUUUACUGCCUUAAGGGUUUUCCAUUUCCUGUACAUUCCCCCAACCCCAGCACCAUACAGCAUUGCAGUCCACUGUCCAAGGUGCUCUGACAGUCUUCUAGGUUGUGCCUUAGCUGCAUGGCUCUUUUAAUUUUAUUCUCCUGUAAGGAAUUUCUUGGUCGCUCUCUUGUUCAAGUUCAAGUUAUACUUUAUUGUCAUUCACCCAGAUGCUGUAAAACACAUGGAGGAACGAAAUGUCGUUUCCCCCAGACUCACACGACAGAGGACAUACAAUAAACACAGACAGGAAAAUUGCACAAGCACAAAUAGUGCCCACAAUUGUCCACUUUUAGGAGUUUGCCUUUUAACAUGGUCUGUGUGGUGCCACACAUUGAUGCAAUUUCUUACUUCCUGGUGCGAUGUAAAAUUUGGCCAAUCGUUUUCUCAUCUGCAUUGGCGUACUGACUGAGGACCUAGACAAGUGGGGAACUGGACUCCUAGAACUGGGAGACAAUGGUUCCAAAUGCCCUAGUGGUUGUGUGUCUGGAUUCAGUGUUAAUGUUCAGUGAACCAUUGGGUGGGAAAUUACAUUAUUGGAGACUUUUGAAGUGUCAAUGAUGUCAUGCUGCCUCCAUCAUUUGCUGUUUCUGUGUUGUAUCCAUGACUAAUGGCCAAAGCCCAGCAGAAAGCCAAGGAAAAUGUCACCAGCAGGAAUCCACAAGCUUCUGGGGCUCUUCCAGCGUAUGAGUGGGAAUUGCCAAGGACAUUCAGAGGGUCCAAUAGACAUUUCAGAGGGUCCAGAAACACAGGCCAGGAUUCUGUUCCAAAGCCUAUUUUAAGAUCGUUGUGAUUGCAGCUGUAAUAGUGAGUAGCUGAAACUGCAUGCAGUGACCCCCCUCAGUAUAUCUGAAGUAUGGUCAUCUCAAUGUGUGUCGUGAAAUGUGCUGUUUCCUUGUACACGCUGUCAUGAGCUCUUUCUUUGGUUUUUGACUCAGGGCUAUUGCUAAUGACCUUGUAAAAUGAUCUUGUAUAUAUCGUGCUUUUUACCCUGUCAUUGCACUGGCUGGUUGUAAAGUACAGUCACUGUGAUCGGUGGAGGGGCAGCUUACCCAAGGCUAUGCUACUGAGAUGGUGCGUUUUGGUCAAUCCGCAGGCAGUGAACAGGUAGUGCUGCAGGCGCUCCACCUGUUCCUCUCCCUCAGUCGAGAAUCUCCGCGCUCUGCCUCUACCCCCCUCGCAUUGCACACGGACCGCCAGCAGUGCAUUUGUUCAUCUGGUCUUGCCCAGAGACCCACUUUAAUUCAAAACCCAUUCCUUUGUGAUGGGAUGAUGACUGCCUUUCCACAUUGUGAAUGGAAAAAGCAUUGGACAUUGAUGUGGUGCUUAAAUCAUGGUGCAUUACAGAAAAUCUGAAUUUUUAUUUGUUGUGAUGUUUUAACCUUUGGGGGCUCUUGCCAGCUUUUAAUCUCAGGAAAAAAGUCCCUUCUCAGUUGGACAAAGCCCCAACCAGCUGAGCAGCCUGAGUGUUAAAUUAGAUUCUCACAGUUUACGCUGAGCUUAGCCAGGUCAGCCACAACUGGGACUGUACUCAGCCACUAACCCAGUGACCGGUGCUUCUACUAUCUGGCAAAUGCUUCUAUUUUAUGAAAAUGUUUUUUGACUCCUAUUGAUAGUGGUCAUAGAAUAAAGCAACUGGGAUACGCAAUAUGGACAUGUAAUAAAAUAUUAAGAAAAGCUAGUUGUUUCAUUCUUUCUGUUGUUGCUAAUGUGGAUUGUGACCGAUAAAUUUAACAGACCGUCGCUGGGUCAAAACCCUGGAACACACAGCACUGUGGCUAUACCACACCUCAAGGACUGCAGUGGUUCAAGAAGGCAGCUCACCACCACCUUCUCAAGGGCAACUAGCGAUGGGCAAUUAAAUGCCUGCGAAGCCCACAUCCUUCGAAUGAAUAACAAAAAAUGUGGUACCAAAAGUGACCAUAAUUGAUUGGAUAUACAAGACUCCAGAGUCACAUUAAAUGGCCGAGUCACUAACUGCUGAGGGCUUUAGUUACUGCCUGUCCCAGUGAGUUGGUACGAUCAAUGCAGAGAAGGUUAGAAGUUGUUCAUGGAGGGUUUUGAUAUGCAAGGAGAAUGUGUUUCACGUGUCUGAGGGGUCAGUAGUCAGAGGCAAAGAUUUCAGAAGCAGAUAAAGCAUGAGAAUGCUUCUACAUGGUAUGUCAUGAUCUCGAAUGGGCAGCUUGAUGGUGGUGAGAUAGAGAAAUACAGCACAGAAACAGGCCCUUCGGGCCACUGGGUCCGGGCUGACCAACAAACAUCCAUUUACACCAAUCCUACAUUUAUCCCACUUUUUAAUCCUCCCCACGUUUCCAUUAAUUUACCCUUACUUGGAGCGGGAGAUUUGAAAAGAGGUGAGUCUCUGUGCUUGUGAGUUUCACCUUGCAGGAGUUGGGACUUUGAGUGAGAUUUGGAGCGGGAGAUUUGAAAAGGGGUGAGUCUCUGUGCUUGAGUUUCACCUCACAGGAGUCUAAAAGAGGCACAUUUGCAAGUUGUUAAUAGUUGAUUGGUUCAUUGGCUAGUUAACAGUGGCCAAUUAAGAUAUGUUAGUCAUGUACAUUCGAAACACACUGAAAUGCGUCUUUUUGCAUUAAUGAGAAUGUGCUGGGGGCAGCCUGCACAUUCUCAGUAACGCAAAGAGAGACACGUCACUGUGUGUCAAUAAAAAUUAGUAAGUAUCAAGUGGAGCGGCCACUGUUGGAGUGGGCCAGUGUUACGAGUGGGGAGCUGAGGCUUCGGCAAGAAGAGGUGGAGGCUAAAGAGUUGGUGACUUACAGCAGGAGAACUGAAGAGUCUCCUUGCUUGAGUUUCACUUGCAGGAAUUUAAAGGGUAAGUCAGCUAAUUGUUGAUUAAUAGGUGAUUGGUUAAUUGGCUAAUUAUCAGCAGUUAAUAAAAAGACUAUGUGCACAGGAAGUGUGUCCAGCUACAGCUCCUGACAGACUGCAUGACAGCACUGGAGCUGCACAUGGAUUUAUUUUGGAGUAUCUGCGAUACUGAGAAUGUUGCGGACAGCAUGUUUAGCGAGUUGCUCACACUGCAGUUUAAGGGCCUAGGGAAAGGUAAGUGAUGUGUGACCAACAGGCAGAGCAGUAGCAGGAAGGUAGUGCAGGAGUCCCCUGCGGUCAUCUCCCUCCAAAACAAAUACCGCUUUGGAUACUGUUGGGGGAGAUGGCUCAUCGGGGAAGGCACCAGUAGCCAGGAUCAUGGCAUCGUGGGUGGCUCUGUUGCACAGGAUAGCAGGAAAAAGAGUGGCAGAGCUAGUGGGAGGGGAUUCCAUGGUAAGGGGAAUAGGAGCUUCUGUGGCCGCAAACAGGACUCCCGGUUGGUGUUGUCUCCUGGGUGCCAGGGUCAGGGAUGUCUCAGCGUGGCUGCAGGGCAUUCUGGAAGGGGAGGGUGAACAGCCAGUUGUCGUGGUGCAUGUAGGUACCAAUGAUAGGGAAAAAAAACAGGUUGAGGUCCUGCAAGCUGAAUUUAGGGAGCUAGGAGAUGGAUUAAAAAGUAGGACCUCAAAGGUAAUAAUCUUAGGAUUACUACCUGUUCCACAUGCUAGUCAGAGUAGGAACAGCAGCAGAGUUAGGAUGAAUGUGGCUUGAGCAGUGGUGCAGGAGGGAGGGUUUCAGAUCCCUGGGGCAUUGGAACCAGUUCUGAGGGAGGUGAACCAGUACAAACUGGACAGUCUACUCCUGGGAUCAAUGUCCUAGGGGGAUUGUUUGCUAGUGCUAUUGGGGGAGGGUUUAAACUAAUAUGACAGGGGAGUGGGAAUCCACGCAGAAAGACAGAGGGAAGCAAAGCAGAGACCAGAGCAAAAGUUAGAAAAAAGGAAGAGUGGAGUACAGAGAAGUCAAAUGCAAAGGACACAAAGGUUACUUGAUUCUAAAAGGACAAUGAGUGUAAGGGCACUUUAUCUGAAUGCCCGUAGUAUUUGAAACAAGGUCAGUGAACUUGUGGCACAAAUCACUGCAUAAGGGUGUGAUUUAGUGGCCAUUAGAGAAAUGUGGUUGCAGUGUGGAGACGAGUGGGAAUUAAAUAUCCAAGGGUAUCAGGUAAUACAGAAGGAUAGGAAGGGAGAUGGGGUAGUGGAAACUGGGGUACUGGCAACUGGGAAGGUGGGGUAUUGGGUGAUGUGGAAACUGUUGAGGCCUUGAACGACUAUUUUGUGUCGGUCUUCACGGUGGAGGACAUCUAAUAUGUCAAAGAGAGGUUAUGGAUGCAAUGGGAGGUGAGGACCUCGAUACAAUCACUGUCAUGCAAGAGGUGGUGAUGAGCAAACUAGCGGGCCUAAAGUUAGGCAAGUCCCCCGGUCCUGAUGGGAUGCAUCCCAGGGUACUGAAAGAAAUGGCGGAAGUUAUAGUGGAGGUGUUUGUGAUAAUUUAUGAAAAUCCUCAAGACUCCGGGCAGGUCCCGGCAGCUUGAAAGGCAGUGAAUGUCAUGUCACUGUUUAAGAAAGGAUGUAGGCAAAAGGCAGGUAACUAUGGACCAGUUAGCUUAACAUCUGUAGUUGGGAAAAUGCUUGAAACUGUCACUUAAGGAAGAAAUAGUGAGAGAUCUGGAUAGAAGUGGUUCCAUCAGGCAGACACAGCAUGGAUUCAGGAAAGGCAGGUCCCAUUUGACAAACUUACUGGAGUUCUUUGAAGAUAUAAUGAGUGCAGUGGACAGAGGGGAACAGGUGGAUGUUGAAUUUCCAGAAGGCAUUCAAUAAGGUGCCACAUAAAAGACUUGUGCAUAAGGAUGCAUGGAGUUGGGGGUAAUGUAUUGGCAUGGAUAGAGGAUUGGUUAACCGGAUAAAUGGGUAUUUCUCUGGUUGGUAAUCAGUGGUGAGCGGAGUGCCGCAGGGGUCGAUGCUGGGCCCACAACUGUUCAUGAUAUACAUUAACGAUUUGGAAGAGGGGACUGAGUGUAGUGUAUCUAAGUUUGCUGAUGACACUAAAUUGAGUGGAAAAGCAAAUUGUGCAGAGGAUGCGGAGAGACUGCAGAGAGAUAUCGAUAGGUUAAGUGAGUGGGCAAGGGUCUGGCAAAUGGAGUACAAUGUUGGUAAAUGCGAGGUCAUCCACUUUGGAAGGAAAAAUAGAUCAGAUUAUUAUUUAAAUGGUGAAAGAUUACAGCAUGCUGUUGUGCAGAGGGACUUGGGAGUGCUUGUGCACAAAUCACAAAAGGUUGCUUUGCAGGUGCAACAGGUUAUCAAGAAGGUAAAUGGAACAUUGGCCUUCAUUGCUGGAGGGAUUGAAUUUAAGAGCAGGAAAGUUAUGCUGCAACUGUACAGGGUGCUGGUGAGGCCACACCUGGCGUACUGCGUGCAGUUCUGGUCUCCUUACUUGAGCAAAGAUAUACUGGCUUUGGAGGUGGUGCAGAGGAGGUUCACCAGGUUGAUUCUGUAGAUGAGGGGGUUAGCCUAUGAGGAGAGAUUGAGUUGCCUGGGACUAUACCUGCUGGAAUUCAGAAGAAUGAGAGGGGAUCUUAUAAAAACGUACAAAAUUAUGAAAGGGAUAGAUAAGAUAGAGGCUGGAAAGUUGUUUCCACUGGUAGGUGAGACUAGAACUAGGGGACAUGGCCUCAAGAUUCGGGGGAGUAGAUUUAGGAUGGAGAUGAGAAGGAACUGCUUUUCCCAGAGAGCAGUGAAUCUGUGGAAUUCCCAGCCCAGGGAAGCAGUAGAGUCUACCUCAUGAAAUAUAUCUAAAGUCCAGUUAGAUAGAUUUUUGCAUAGUCAGGGAAAUUAAAGGUUAUGGGGAAAAGGCAGAUAGGUGGAGCUGAGUCCACGGCCAGAUCAGCCAUGAUCUUAUUGAAUGGCGGAGCAGGCUUGACGGGCCAGAUGGCUGACUCCUGCUCCUAUUUCUUAUGUAGCCCAGAUUCUACCACUCACCUACACACUAGAGGCAAUUUACAGCAGCCAAUUAACCUACCAACCUGCACAUCCUUGGGAUGAAACUAGAGUACCCGGACCCAGAGGAAACCCAUGCGGUCACAGGGAGAAUGUGUGCAAACUCCCUGUUCAACAGUAACAAUCAAAAGGGAAUUAAAUUCUUGGAAUGGAAAAAUUAUGGUGGAAGAGUGGGAUUAUUUGGAUAGCUCUUUAAGGGAACUGACACAGGCAUGAUGGGUUGUUUGCCCCCUUCUGUGUGGUAUCACUUUACGACUUAAUGGGACAAAUGGAGCAGAUGUGGUUCCUUCCCAUUGGUGUACUAGAGGCACUUGUCCCUGUCCUGAAAUUACAGAUUAGGCAUCUUGAAAUCUAACUUCACAACUUUGUUUUACCAACUGCCCCUGGCCUAUCUUUAUAACCAUUAGCAUUCUUGAAAGUUAGUAAUGACUGCAUUCUAUAUGUUCCCACUGUGGUGAAUGGCAUCUGGGAUUCUAGCUGCAAUUUCUGAUCUCAAGAACAAUGUUGCUAGUACCCAUUCAGAGACUAUUGUUUUAAGUAGAUGAACUGAGAUUUUGGAGCAGAUCCUUAUUAUACCUCUUGCAUUUUGAAUACUGUGUCAGUAUUAAUGGGUCAGGGAUGGUUUCUUUGACCUAAGACCAUCUAUAAUUGUUAGUAAAUACAAUACUUCCAUUUCAUUUGGUCCCAUCACACUCUCAGUCCUCG